AUGGCAUGGGGUGAGAGCAAGCCGACGUACCGUCUCUCCGAUGAUGACAAACGGAUGAUCAUUGCAAGUCUGAAUGGUUUCUGCGUCCAAGAUGACUGGGACAGGAUAUAUUCCUCUCUUCCCCCUGGCGGUCGUGCUGCAUUUGGGAUUGUUUUGUUGGAAACCAUGAUGAACAAGUUCAUCUAUGAUAAAUUUGCCGCCUCCACAUUCUGGUUCAUGGAUGCCAAAAUGGAUGCUACUGACCAGGAAGGAGAUGACAACUUCUGCAAACGACUCGACUAUGUCUAUGAGAGGUUCAAAGAAAGUAAGUUUUAA
Molecule: messenger RNA, 315 nt
Organism: Aspergillus luchuensis
Lineage: Eukaryota; Fungi; Ascomycota; Eurotiomycetes; Eurotiales; Aspergillaceae
Exons: 1
Coding region: 1-315 (104 amino acids)
Source: RefSeq, a predicted model, not a curated record